Molecule: messenger RNA, 859 nt
Organism: Nanorana parkeri
Lineage: Eukaryota; Metazoa; Chordata; Amphibia; Anura; Dicroglossidae
Gene: SH2D4B
Product: SH2 domain containing 4B
Exons: 6
Cellular component (GO): cytoplasm
Source: RefSeq, a predicted model, not a curated record
AUGGACAAGGGAAACGUAUUCCUAAAUGGCAAAUCUGGGUAUCCAUACAAUAAUAUGGACAAAGGCAAAGAUAACUCUAAGCACAUUGAGUGGAUACAGGGAAUUGAUGGAGAGGUCUGGGUAUGGAUCAUGGGGGAAGCCCAUGGGGACAAGUCAUAUGAGCAAAUAGCCGAAGAGCUCAUGGCUGAGACAGCCAGACAGCAAGCACAAAAGGAAGCAGAAGAACAAUGGAAAAAAAAAGAGGCAGAAAUUGAGAAGAAGUUUCGCGAUGUUAUGGCCAAAGAAAAAGCAAGAAUAGUGGCGGAAAAGUGGAAGGUGGAAAUAGAAGAUCGAAAAGCAGCAAAACUACUAGAAAAGAAGUUCCAGGAAGAGCUAAAGAAAAGAGAAGAGGAGGAGAGGAGGAAAGGUGAGGAACAGAUUCGCCAACGGGAAGAGCUACGAGCAAAAGAACUAUAUCUGAGUCUAAAGAGAGCUCAGCAGCAAAAUCAACGCAAUGAGAAUGAAGAAGAGGAGUGGCAAGAGCAAUUACGUAGGUCAAAGGCAGCUGAUGAAGAACGCAAGCAUAAAGCCCGCAGAGCACGAGUUGAAUAUCAUCGACAAUCUCUUCGGGCAAUCCAGAAAGGAAAGGUAGCUGGGCUAAGCAAUCUUUUUCAGAAUACUACUCUAAACAAUGGGCAGGAACCUACCCAAGAAAACUGUAUACCCUCAUUUAAACUUCAAAUACCAGCCGAAAAAGUAUGGGAGCGACCAGCUCGACCAAUAUCAAGGGAAGUCAUCAUCCGCUGGUUUAAAGAAGAGCAGAUCCCACUGCGAGCUGGCAUGGAAAAGGACAGUGAACAGAUUGCAGCAUGGUUCCACG